GGAGGACUUUGGCCACGGAGGAGGCUCCGCCCGUGUUGUUUCAACAGCCCAGAGAGCUCUUUAUGUUGGAGGCUUUGACUUGCUGCCUGCUCCGUGCUCCUGCUUUACAGUCAGGGAGAAGCCGAGUUAAACCUGUGGAGCAGAAGAAUCAAUUCACCAUGCCCUCCUGGGGCUGCAGCAGCCACGGACAGCAGAACAAGACAGAGGAAGAACCACUCAUCUGUUCAUAGAGUUGAAGAGAGGCACAUGACUGUUUUCUCAAAAGGGAUAACCAUUUCAACUCUUGAAGACAUCUAACAAGACUGAAAACUUUCCUGAAUGUGGAUUAUAGGCAGCACCGGACAGCACCCACAAAAGGAAAAUUUAUGCUAAGGACUUUGGAUCAAUACAUGUAUUAGGUGGAGUGGCUGAAUACUUUAUUUCUCAAUAUUUCAUGAUACAAAAGUUUUUUUUUAACUUUUUUGUCUCACCAAAGGAAAUACAAAUCCUUCUUGCCUACAGCACAUGGCUGACUAAACAAACCUGUCUUUUUUUAUUAUUAUUUCCACAAAUAAGAGACUAAAGUUACCAGCUUGGUCUAAAGAUGUCUAAUACCUCUCUACUGAUUUCUAACAUGAGUGCACUGAGUGCUACUCAAAAUCUUACACGAUGUGAAAGGAAUGAUGACUUCAAGUACCCUCUCUACAGCGCUGUUUUCAGUCUCGUGUUUGUAGUUGGGCUUAUCUUCAACAUGGUGGCUGUUUACAUUUUUGCUUGUACGCUAAAGGUGCGAAAUGAAACCACGACAUACAUGAUCAACCUCGUUGUUUCGGACUCUCUGUUUGUGCUCAGCCUGCCUUUUCGGAUAGUCUACUUUGUUAAAAAAGACUGGAUAUUUGGCAGCGUUCUCUGCAAGAUAUCUGUGGCCUUGUUCUACACCAACAUGUAUGGCAGCAUCCUCUUCCUCACCUGCAUCAGCAUUGACCGUUUUCUGGCCAUUGUGCACCCUUUCCGGUCCCAAACAAUUCGUACCAGGAGGAAUGCCAAACUGGCCUGCUGUGCAGUGUGGGUGAUGGUACUUUCUGGAGGUAUAGCCACAGGGUUCAAUUUGGACACCACUUCACCCAAGAACGCCAACGCUUCCUCAAACUACUGCUUUGAAAACUACUCCAAAAGCCAGUGGAAGAAGGAGCUAUCAAAGGUGGUGAUGUUUAUUGAGACUGUUGGCUUUAUUCUCCCGUUAUUGCUCAAUGUCUUCUGCUCAGUCAUGGUACUACGGACCCUGAGGAAUCCCCAAACCAUUAGCCGAGGAGGGAACCUCAACAAGGCCAAAAUCCUGAGGAUGAUCAUUGUCCAUAUUCUCAUCUUCUGCUUCUGUUUUAUUCCCUACAACGUCAAUCUCAUGUUCUAUGCUAUGGUUCGCUCUAAGGUGUUGCCGGGAUGCAUUGCAGAAGAUGUGGUCAGAACCAUCUAUCCCAUUGCUCUGUGCAUAGCGGUGACAAACUGCUGCUUUGACCCAGUUAUUUACUACUUCACUUCAGAGACCAUUCAGAGUUCCAUCAAACGCAAGUCCACAGUGUGGUACAACGGAACCAGGCGAUUUGACAGACUGCAGAUGGACAGCCCACAGAGCAGCCCAAGUACAGCUCCUAAAAACCUGCGAGCCCUGAGAUCAACAGUGUUCAACGACGAGUCCACAGUCUAGUGACAACUCUGUUAUGGGAUGUGUCAAUGAGUGGAGCUGGAGAAACCCAAUUAAAAGUUGAGGAACAUGUUGACUGUAAAUCAACACAAUAGUUCCCCUUUUCUAGUGGACAGCAAAGAAUUCUUGGACUAAACUCUCUAUUCCUCGUGGACAAGUGAGAGAAAAAAAACAUAAAAGUGAUGAAGUGUGCUUUACUGUUGAUACAAAGACACAAAUUAAAUAGUUUUUAGAGUUUAAACUCUCUUUACAGUUUGUGUGAAGUUUUUUUAUUUAGUUUUAACUAAUGUACAGGAUACUACUGGAAAAAACAGCUGUUGCCAUUGUGAUGUGCUUUGUUUGAAAAUUAUUCUGAGCUUUUGCACAAAAGUUGUAUUUAGUAUGUCAGGCUUAUUCCAUAAGCAGAUUCUCGUAGGACAAUUCUGCUUUGGCAGUUGAACCAGUAUUAUAGCUCUUUUACUUGUACUGUAAUGUUAUUUUUUUUAAGUAUUUGUUGCCUCACUGAGGGUAUUUUAAGCACUUUGUACAAUGGCAUGUUCUAUGACACCUUUGAUGUUUAAUACUGCGAUGGAAUAAAGUAAUAUUAACUUAAAAACUGUUCAAGAUUCACAUUGC
Messenger RNA from Sphaeramia orbicularis (orbiculate cardinalfish), 2296 nucleotides. Its product is annotated as lysophosphatidic acid receptor 6-like. The record is from RefSeq and is a predicted model, not a curated record. Gene Ontology annotation, molecular function: lysophosphatidic acid receptor activity. Lineage: Eukaryota; Metazoa; Chordata; Actinopteri; Kurtiformes; Apogonidae. The transcript has a single exon. Gene Ontology annotation, biological process: positive regulation of Rho protein signal transduction; phospholipase C-activating G protein-coupled receptor signaling pathway. Bases 584 to 1684 code for a protein of 366 amino acids. Gene Ontology annotation, cellular component: plasma membrane.